UUUCCUCUUUCUUUUUAAAUAGAUUUGGUUACAAGUCGAACAACUAUGAGUGGAAUAAACAUGUUUGUUUGUAUGCUGUUGUUGUCCGUCGCUGCUGUUGCUGAAGGACAACGUUUUAAAGGCUUUCGGAAGUUUUAUCGUGGACAGGAUGAAAACGCAAAGAUGCUCAGAACUGUGUUUGACGAACAGUGGUUCGUUCAGAAACUGGAUCACUUUAACGGUGCAGACAGCAGAGAGUGGAAGCAGAGGUACUUUGUCAAUGGAAACUUCUAUAAACCAGGGGGACCGGUGUUUCUGAUGAUUGGUGGAGAGGGACCGGCCAACCUGGCGUGGAUGCAAACUGGAACGUGGCUCACUUACGCAGAGAAAAUGGGAGCUCUUUGUUUUAUGCUGGAGCAUCGCUUUUAUGGAAAGAGUCACCCGACUGACGACCUCAGCACAGACAGCCUACGUUUUCUCAGCAGUCGCCAGGCCUUAGCUGACUUGGCUCACUUUCGCGUCAUCACAGCCGACCAACGAGGGCUGAGUGAGAGCAAAUGGGUGGCGUUUGGUGGGUCGUACCCCGGUUCUCUUGCUGCAUGGUUCAGGCUGAAGUACCCACACCUGGUCCAUGCCUCCGUGGCCACCAGUGCACCUGUUCACGCCACUGUAAACUUCCCAGAGUAUUUAGAGGUGGUGCGACAUUCGCUGGCCUCAGAGAACACGGAGUGCCCCCUGCUGGUGGAACAAGCUUCCGAUUCACUUGUAAAACGUCUGAAGGAUCCUGAGACCUAUGGGAAUAUCACCAAAGACUUCAACCUGUGUUCCAAACUGCAGAUCCAGACAGAGAUGGACUCUGCCUACUUCCUGGAAACACUGGCUGGCAACUUCAUGGAUGUAGUCCAGUACAACGAGGACAACAGGGCCUUUGCGGGCGGCAGAGGCACAAACAUCACCAUCAAAGUUCUCUGUGGGCUGAUGGCCGACACCUCCCUGGGAGACCCCUACGCCCGCUACGCUGCUGUGGCCAAACUCAUGAUGGACACUUUCUCUAUUAAAUGCCUGGAUGCCAGAUACACAGAGUACCUCAGUGACAUGACCAACACUUCCUGGGAGGGGGCAGCAGCAGGGGGAGGGAGACAGUGGGUCUACCAGACCUGCACAGAAUUUGGAUUCUACCAGAGCACUGACUCACCCAACCAGCCUUUCACCGGCUUCCCUCUUACUUACCAGGUGAAACAGUGCGCUGAAUUUUACAACGUCAGUGCUCAGCAGAUAGCGGAGGCUGUGCUGCAGACCAACGAAUACUACGGUGGCUACGACAUCCGCUCCAGCAGAAUCGUUUUUCCCAACGGUUCCAUUGACCCGUGGCAUGCCCUGGGAAUCACAGAGGACAUCACAUCCAGUCUGCCUGCUGUCUUCAUCAAAGGAACGGCCCACUGUGCCAACAUGUACCCUGCCAGGAGUGAGGACCCCCCCCAGCUGGCCCAGGCCCGCGUGCACGUCUCAGUUUUUCUGCAGCAGUGGCUGAAAGAGUGACCUGAUGGUGGAAAAAGCCUAAAGUAAUAAUUGGCUGAAUCAAAUCAUUGCUGUUGGCACGGGAGCGCUUGUUUUACUGUGAAGUUGCUGAAUGAAUGAUUUAAGAAGUGACUGAGAGAAGGGCGGGGGGGGGGGGGUUUUUGGAAAACCUGCAUAACCUUUGCCUACAAAGUCCAGAAUUGUUUUGUUAUACCAGGUCUUCAGAAGUGGAUGAAUGAAGUUAUUUUUUAUGACUUGUUGUUUAAGUUUCAUUUUGAGUCAACAUUGUCAGUUAUUUACUCUUGGUCAAUGCACCUUCCUGUGAUGUUCAGGGUUAGGCUGAAUGUACAUGUACAUGCACGAGGACAAUCAGAUUUAAAUAUCUUCACAGAACAUCAAAACAAAAUCAAACACCAAUUUGUGACUCAUUUGAUCCUAAUUGUAUUCAAUGUUUUAUCUUGCUGUUCUUCACCAAUGACCGGAGAGAAAAUAGAUGAUUUUUACAAUAAAAAUAACUAUUAAAAAAGUUGUUGAUACAAAUAA
Molecule: messenger RNA, 2040 nt
Organism: Cynoglossus semilaevis (tongue sole)
Lineage: Eukaryota; Metazoa; Chordata; Actinopteri; Pleuronectiformes; Cynoglossidae
Gene: prss59
Product: serine protease 59, putative
Exons: 9
Coding region: 46-1518 (490 amino acids)
Biological process (GO): proteolysis
Molecular function (GO): serine-type exopeptidase activity; dipeptidyl-peptidase activity
Source: RefSeq, a predicted model, not a curated record